GUAUUGGAAAUUGCUAUUCUAGCCUGAACUAUGUAACAAACUUCCUCAUUUGGCCUGGAGGCGGGUUUGACCGUUAAAUUAGACAGUCAAACUUGUUGAUCGUUAGUCAAUGUCCACUUCACCUGCCACGUCAGCUUUGAGGACAUAAAAUAUUUUUUUUAAUUUCUGAAUUUUGUUUUCUUGUCAUUUGCUAAAAAUGGGCCCUUUUUCGUUCUUUUAAUUAAUUUUUUUGAUUUAUUAUUUUUAUUAAUCGAAAGAAAAUAAAAUUCAGAAAUAAAAAAAAAAUUAUGUCCUCAAAGCUGAUGUGGUAGGUGAGGUGGACAUUGACUAACGGUCAACAGGUUUGACCGUCUAAUUUGACGGUCAAACCCGCCUCCGGGCCAAAUGAGGAAGUUUGCUACAUAAUGCAGGCUACAAUAGCAAUUUUCAAUACAACGGACCAAAGUAGAAAGUAUGUGUAUAGUUCAGACGAAACUAAAGUAUUAACCCAUUUCUAAAAACACGGACCAAAAUUAAUUACAUGGUAAUAGUUCGGAACUUUUCCAAUUCGAAAAAAAAAAACCAAGUUGGCGGGAUCAAAGGACGUUGAUGGUUGAUGAUUUCCGGGGAAGGAAAGUAGUCUCUACUCCGCGAGCUGCAUCUCUGGCUGCUCUGCUCUCAGCUCAUCUAGGGUGUCGGAUUUAGCCUCUUUCUCUUUCACUCUCUUUCAAUCUUCCGAUUAUUGCUGUAUGACAGUAAUAUUUUCUCGCGCCCAAUUUAAAGUGUGAUCGUGGGAUCCCCAAACCCUAAUCGGGCGCUGUUCUUUGCGAAUUUUGGUGGGAAAGAAUCAUGGCCGGGAGCGGUUUGACUCCCGAUGAAGCUAUUGAAAAGCUCGUGCAAAUGGGAUUCGAGAAACCUUCCGUCGUGGAGGCGGUGAACCAGAUGGGUCCUUCGUUGGAUGUUGCCUUUGAUUAUCUCUUGAAUGGUAAUUCUCGGAAACCCGGCGGUGGUUUAAACAGUUCGAGGUAUCCUACUUCUACCGCUAGUAAUGGGAAGAAGGUUCUUGGUAAAAGAGCGAUGGUGUCUUCCUCUAGCUUGGGGCCCAGUCGGCAAUCCAGCAUUUUGGAAUAUUUCGGGUCGGGUAGUGGAUCCAAACGGAGCAAAGGUCCUGGUUUACCUUGUGUAGUGUCACCCCGGGUUGAGGAAUGUUCAAAGGGUAUUGACAGUAAUCACCACAGAGAGAAAAUGGAAGAGGCCGAAUCAGUUUGCUGCUCUAGAGAGGUCGUAGAUGGUGGGAUGAAUUGGGAGGAGAGAGCUACUAGUCUAUUGCGAAAGCAUUUUCGUUAUUCAUCGUUGAAGAGUUUUCAAAAGGAAGCUUUGGCUGCUUGGGUUGCUAACCAGGAUUGUCUUAUACUUGCUGCCACUGGCUCUGGUAAAUCUCUGUGUUUUCAGCUUCCAGCGCUCUUGACAGGGAAAGUGGUUGUUGUUAUUUCACCAUUGAUUAGCUUGAUGCAUGAUCAAUGCUUGAAGCUGUCAAAACAUGGAGUCUCUGCAUGCUUUCUUGGAUCGGGACAACCAGAUAGCAGCGUGGAAAAGAAAGCAAUGAGAGGAGCAUACGAUAUAGUAUAUGUCUGCCCAGAGACAGUUCUCAGACUGAUUAAUCCACUUCAAGGUCUAGCAGAAAGUCGAGGGAUUGCUGUGUUCGCAAUCGAUGAAGUUCAUUGUGUUUCUAAGUGGGGCCAUGAUUUCAGACCUGAUUAUCGGCGAAUGUCCGUUCUGAGGGAGAAUUUCAGUAGUAGCAGUUUAAAAUGUUUGAGUUCUGAUAUUCCACUGAUGGCAUUGACCGCUACAGCCACGGUUCAGGUUCGAGAAGACAUCCUUAAAUCAUUGAGGAUGUCGAAGGAGACAAAAAUAGUUCUUACUUCUUUCUUCAGAUCAAACCUUCGAUUCGCGGUAAGACAUAGCAGGACCUCUUCUCCAGCUUCUUAUAGGAAGGAUUUUCAGCAGCUGAUUGAAAUGUAUACCGGAAAUAGGAAGUGCAACAAUAAAACACAAAUUAUGGCAUCAAAGAAAGUCAAUGAUAUGUCUGAGAGUUCUGUCUAUGAUAGCUCAUCUGAGGAAGAAAGCAGUGAUAUAGAUGAAGCUAUAGUAGAUUCAACUAAACAAAGUGGAUCACCUGCUUCAAAGAUCAAAGAGAUGUCAAUCGAGUAUCUGGAGAAUGAAGUUGAUGUCUUUCAAGAUGUAGAUGAUUGGGAUGUUUCACAUGGGGAAUUCCAUGGGCAGCCUUCUUCCUCAGAAUGGGAUAUGGAUGAGUCAUCUGAGGCAAUCAAUCAUCCUGACAAUCCACAAAAGAGGCUAAAACUAAAGGAAGAGCAAUUGGAGGAAGGACUCAGCAUAAUAUACGUUCCUACAAGGAAAGAGACAGUGGGCAUCGCAAAGUAUCUCUGUGGUUUAGGUGUGAAGGCUGCUGCUUAUAAUGCAUCGUUGCCAAAAUCACAUCUACGUAGGGUCCACAAGGAAUUUCAUGAUAAUAUGCUCCAGGUUGUGGUGGCAACUAUUGCAUUCGGAAUGGGGAUCGACAAGCUAAAUGUUCGAAGAAUUAUCCACUAUGGAUGGCCACAGAGUAUAGAGGCUUACUAUCAAGAAGCAGGCCGUGCGGGGAGAGACGGGAAGCUAGCAGAAUGCACCUUGUACGCCGACCUGUCAAGACUACCAUCUCUGCUUCCAAACAAAAGAAGUGAAGAUCAAACAAAGCAAGCGUAUAAAAUGUUGUCUGACUGCUUCAGGUAUGGAAUGAAUACCUCGAGUUGCCGUUCCAAGAUCCUCGUGGAGUACUUUGGGGAAGAUUUUCGUCACGAAAAGUGUCUAUCGUGUGAUGUAUGUGUCGGUGGGCCUCCCAACAUGCAGAACGUGAAAGAGGAAGCUGGUGUUCUGAUGCAGAUUAUUGCUGCUGCGUAUCACGCACAGACUGAUUUCGGUAAUGGCUAUUAUGAUGAUUUGAUUGGUGAUGCAAAACCACAAAGACUAAUGCGAACACCUGAUCUCAGAACUUUAGUUAGUAAGAUAAGGGAGCAGUUACCAAAGUUCUGUGCUACUGAUCAGCUGUGGUGGCGAGGUCUGGCUCGAAUCCUGGAACAGAAAGGAUUCAUAAAAGAGAGCGACGGCAAGGUCCAUGUGCAGAUAAACUUUCCUGAACCAACGAGGCUGGGGCUUGAAUUCCUGGAGUUCGAUCGAGAUCAGCCUUUCCAUGUUUACCCUGAAGCAGACAUGCAACUGUCAAUGAACAGCACCAAAACUUUCUCCAGUUUUGCAGAAUGGGGGAGAGGCUGGGCUGAUCCAGAAAUCCGUCGUCAGCGCUUGGCGAGGAAGAGAUCAUCACCAUCGAAGAGAAAGCCAAGGAAAGCUAGGAAGAAGGGUCGAGCAACUAACAAAUUUGGUGGUGGCCGGAAACCUGACUUGAAGACCGCGAGAGGUAGAAUAGCAUCAAAACUCUUUAGUCACUAGUGAUAAACCAGACUGGUGACUGAUAUAGCAAAAACAUGUAAUCAAAGUUAACUCAGAGAGCUAAACUCUCCGGAGUCAUUCUUUAGUCUUCCUAGUAGCACUACUCAAGAACCAUACACAAGUAUCAGAACUGGCUUUGUGGUUUGGGUUCACUCACGACUGGUUGGUGUUCAGGAACAAUGUUGGAGAGGCUGAUAAUUAUCCAAUUCAUCUUUGAUGGCAAUUAGGUUACCAUAAUACUCUGACAGACUGACUACAUUGUUUUAGACUGCUUAAAGCUUCAGUAAGUUCAGCUAUCCUUACCACAUCUCCUUGGCCAUACCUCGAUCUGAGACUUCUUCAGGCUUUAAGGGAAGUUUUGCAGGACAUGAUGGUCUUCCGGAUGCUGGGAUAGACUGCCUGCUGGAUCCAUGAAAGGACCAUGGCAUUGUUCUUGUUUCGGGCCCAUAAUUAAGGUGAUUCUCUCCUGGACGUGUGAUUGUGCCAUUGACAAAUCCAAGCUUGUUUUUGGCUCCCAAAGCAUUUAACAUGGUCUGGCUCCAGUUGUUAUAGUUGGCAGUGGUAAGCUUCUUUCCCACCAACGGCAACCCUGGCUGCUCAAAUCCAUGUAGGUAGUAAGGAUCCGCCAUGGGAUCUGCAAUUGCUCGAACAUUCUCACUUGCAGCCAUGUUUGUGGCAGGUAGGGUUUAGAAACCAGACUUUUAUACCAUGACAACACCUUUAGAUUGAGAAACGCUAAUCACCUAAGGUGUUCUCAUUUCAUACCACAACUUAUAUAGUGGAUAGAUGGAUACAAAGUGUCUGGUGAGUCUUACAAUUCAAUGAAGAAGACAAAGCUUGGGAUAAAAGCAAGUACAUACCGAAAAUGGAAAAGAGCAGAAUUAAAACUGCGAGGAUUACUUGGACAAUUUGCCAGAAAUGACAUCACUCCAUGAAUGUCUCUUUUCCUCUGCAGGUGAUGGUACGAUGUCGCACGGGCUCCCCUUCUUCUUCUCUGCAAAUUCCUCUUCUCUGUUUUGAGCCGUUGGAGAUUCAAAGAUGGGUGAUUGCGAAAAACCUUUGCAUUCCUUUGAUAGCUGUAAUAAAGAAAUCACCUAAAAUUGC
Molecule: messenger RNA, 4587 nt
Organism: Linum trigynum
Lineage: Eukaryota; Viridiplantae; Streptophyta; Magnoliopsida; Malpighiales; Linaceae
Source: the annotation of a GenBank genome assembly